AUGACAGUCACGCAGGAUCAACAUCAUCGCGACCAGCUACUAAUUGAAGCACAGCGAGCUCGCUCACCGCUGCCAGCGCUGAUGGAGCUCGAGGAAUCACCGCCCGCCGUCCCUCCAAAGGACUCCGGAUAUCAGGGCAGCAUGCGUGGUAGUCGUCCGCCGAGCGCAGCUGGCCCUGCGAGCGGGUCGAAGAGGAAGCGAGAGACGCAGGACGACACGUUCUACAACUAUCGGAAUGGCCGGCUUGAGGCUGCCAACUUCGAACAUACGCCAAAGCGCUCACGCUCACACUCGAACACGCGUGCCAGCGGAGGAUAUGCAUCCGGAUACGCGUCCACCGAUGGGACGCCAAUGCAACAGCGGAGCCUUCGUAGGAAGAAAGGCAGCCGUAAUCUGUCCAAUCUCAACCUCCGCCAUGCCGCCUCUCUGGCGAACAUCGAUCAGCAACAGACGUAUCCAGGCCGCGAGUCUCGAUUUCAGGAGGGCAGCUUGUCCGACAAACCCAGCGAGAAGCCGCCGAGCGUGUUCACUCGCUUUGCACGCACCGACAGCGGCAACCUCUCACACGUCGAAGAGCUCAUGGCAGAGUACCAUGAAGGCACGCCUAUUCCUUGUGACUCCGUGGAGGAGACACUCGCAUAUGAGAGGGCAACGAGAGACCAGCGCGUCGCCGCCAUCAAUGCUCAGCAGAAGAAAGAGGAGGGUAGUGGAAUGUUUCGCUUUGGCAAGUCUCUGGCCUCUGCGUUCCAUCCAGUGACACUGUGGAAUAAGCUAUGGAACGAGCCGAAGGAUGAGGCCUCGCAGGCCCAGGCAGAGGAGGCGGACCGGAAGGCGAAACAGAAGGCCGAAGCUGAGGCGAAAUAUGCUCAACUGAAGGCCGCUGGGCAGCUUGGCCUUCAGCCUGUCUCUCUGCACACGCCUCAUGAUUCCGCAGUCGUCCUCGAUGGCCGUUUCUCGACGCAUGGACACCGGCGCGACAUCUCUAAUGGAUCCACCGUCCGCACACAGGCGGACGAGGUCUAUCCUGAUGGCAGCGACUUUUCAGAGUCAGCUUCACGGCCGCUUCGCGGUAUUGCGUCUCGCCUUCAUCUCCAGAAGCCGUCUCUCCAGAACCUGCAAAAUAGCUUGAAGCGUGUGAAGUCUGACUUCACCCUUGGUGUCGCCGCCAACCGCGAAUCUUCGUCUUCGCUCUCUCCAACCAAGGCAGACUUCGAGAACUCCGCCUUGAGGAAGUCUCACUCCAAGUACGACCUCAAGAAGCAACACAAACUCUGCAAGCGUGUGAGUGAUUUGGAGUCAAAGCUUCUCAAGGCGCGCAGUGAGUUGAAUGAGGCUCUCCUCGAGGCUUCGCCGAAGCCUAAGAUCGCUGGUAAGUACGAACGCUUUACGCCGUCUGGAACGCUGAGAAGGCGAAAGUUCGUACCUGGAGCACUGCCGACUCUACCUAGUGAGGGAGUCCUCUUUUCCCAGCAGCUCAAUGCUCAGAGUGACGGAACGGUGGCCGUGCCGGAGCAGCGAUCUCGGCCAGAGAUAGACCUGGCUCGAGCCUUUGACGAAGAUGCGGACGACGGGGAGAAAGAUGACAUCAACCCUGCACAGAAGAAGUCAUAUCCAACUCGUGCAAAGGUGCAUUCGAACAAGGAGAACGACCACGACGAGGCAUCGAAGAUCGAUGACGAUGUCGACAUGAAUGUCGCAAGCAAGGCCCCUACGAAGGACGAGUUGACUGCACUUCCUCAGCUUAUGGAGGCGAAAGGAGUAGCUCAGCAAGCACCGGACGAUGAACUCGGCGCGGAUGACAUCAAGCCCCUGACGCCGAAUGUCAAGCUGAGCAAGAAAUCGGCGAAAGGCAAGAAGCGUGCCUCUACGAAGGGAGACGCAGAUUUUAAGCCCGAUGUUGAGGCCGAUGAUGACGCGGAAUGGGAUCAAGCAGCGCAGAAGCCAAAGAAGAAGCGCAAGUCAACCGGAAAAACGGACGACAGUCCCGCAUCGAAACGCGCGGCUGGCAUCGACAAGCAGAAGUCGCCUCACGGUAAAGGCUCCAAGAAGACCGGGCCCGCGGCCGAAGACGACAAUCCGAUUGAGAAGCUUGCCAGUGACGGACUCCACCAGGACGUUACGAUGAUCGACGCGAGCGGCAGCGAGGAUGCGCUCGCCAAGGUCUCCCAGCGCGGCAGCCUCACUCCUAUUGAUGAGCCUCUCGAGCCCGUCUAUGAGGAGGAGGAAGAAACGGUCCCGCUUGCUCAUAAUGGCGAAUCCUCCAAGCUCAAGAUCGAAGCAUCACAUGCGCGUUACGGACGCAACGCGGUUCGCUCGCGCUCCAACAGCCCACACAAGCGCUCUGAGCCUGUAAGUCCUGGCGCAGAAGAGAGCGUCAUUACUCGUGCCGCGCAUGCUGCUCAGCAUCGGCGCCCGCGCCCGAACAGCCCACCGCCAGGUCAGAAGAUACGAACGAACGACAUUAUCACGGCAACGCCAGGUCAAGGUGAUGUUCCCAAGCUUCCGAGAGGCGCUCUUGGCAGCGUCGACAGCAAGGAGAGCAAGAAGGAUUUCGAGUGGCCAGAUGAUGUCUUUUGA
Lecanosticta acicola is the source of this 2577-nucleotide messenger RNA. The record is from the annotation of a GenBank genome assembly. NCBI's taxonomy places the organism in Eukaryota, Fungi, Ascomycota, Dothideomycetes, Mycosphaerellales, Mycosphaerellaceae.